Dendrobium catenatum is the source of this 735-nucleotide messenger RNA. RefSeq lists its product as uncharacterized. The transcript has 3 exons. Lineage: Eukaryota; Viridiplantae; Streptophyta; Magnoliopsida; Asparagales; Orchidaceae. The record is from RefSeq and is a predicted model, not a curated record. The coding region runs from base 76 to 507 and encodes 143 amino acids.
UAGCACCCUACGUUAGAAGAAUUCAACCAGAAGAAGCCAUAGAAUUAUCAAGGGAGUUCAGUGCUUGUAUUUUUUAUGGGUGCGGUUGUUCAAAUUCCAGCAAAUUCCUUCACCUUUGUGUGGGAAAAAGAUUGGAAGACAACACCUGAUGGCACAAAGGAAUUUGUGGGAGAUGAUGACACCUUCUUUGCCGGCAGAAGUGCCACUGUGGAGGAACUGGGCCUAACUCCCGAAAAAUACUACAAAUUUGCCAUCCGUGUAAAGAACACUGGUGAUAAUCCUGUAGAGGUUUAUCUCCGUGUAAAGACAAAGGAAACUCACUUACCUCCCGCACCCAUUCCUGUCUCCAUUAAGCCAUCCGAUGUGAUUCAAACUAUUCCAAUCGGCGAUGAACUCAUCAACGUUGGAGGGGCAUCUGACUAUGUUAAAUUCGGGAUCCUCGGUAACCCUUCUGUCAAACCUACUAAAGGGUUUUUCAUCUCUGAGGUCUGUGCUACAGAAGCAUAAAAUCAUACAAUAUAAAAAUAAAGAAAGAUCUUCAACUUGUUUGUGGAUCUUUCCUGCAAUAAGAAUAUGUAUGGUUAUGUUGUCUAUGAUAUUUGUGUGAGCAUAUCCGGCACUCUUCUCAUUAGAGAGAGUGGUCUCAGUUAUGUGUUAGGAUGCUUCUAUCUAUCUUUGUGAUCAUGUUGUGAUGUGUGAUGAUCUUAAUUAUAAAUAAAGUUUAUGUUUUAUUAA